AUGACAAUGACCAUCCUGCGCAACACGGCCAUGGUCAAGUCCCUGCUCCUGGUGGUGUUGGGGCUCACCUUCCUGAGGGAGGUGGCAGCUCGAAAAAACCCAAAAGCAGGGGAUGCUGCCUUGUGCCCUCCUCUGGAGGGUAACAGUGUGAGGGUUGACAUCCGCAUCCUCAGGCAAAACCAGGGUAUUUCCAUCUCAAAUGAUUUCCAGAACCGCUCCAGCUCCCCCUGGGAUUAUAACAUCACCCGGGACCCCCACCGGUUCCCCUCGGAGAUCGCGGAGGCCCAGUGCAGGUACUCGGGCUGCAUCAAUGCCGAGGGGCAGGAAGACAGCUCCAUGAAUUCGGUUCCCAUCCAGCAGGAGUUCCUGGUCCUGCGGAGGGAGCCCCAGAGCUGCACUCGCUCCUUCAGGCUGGAGAAAGUGCUGGUGACGGUGGGCUGCACCUGUGUCACCCCCAUCGUGCGCUAUGUGCGUGCCUGAACGUCAGCUUGGCUGAAGAAGCCCUGAAAUACCACUCCCAGCGCUCUGCAGCAAGUCCUCUGUGGUCCUGAUUCUCUCCACUUCAUCGGCCUCUUGAUAAGACCUGGGCGGAAUUCUCAGAGCUCUGUAUUAGAUAGAGUGUCAACUUUCUGGGGGCGCUUCCAGACCAUAGAGCUGUUCCACUGUCCCAAACCCUUGAAAAUGGAUGGCGGAGAAGGAAGGCGCGCAUAGCCCUGCCGUCGCUGUGAUUCGGUGCCGUUCCCGGGAAAUUCUGUUGCAAAUUCUGUUCCCUGUGGAUGAAGAUGCAGAAAAUGU
Messenger RNA from Zalophus californianus (California sea lion), 795 nucleotides. It is a transcript of the gene IL17F, whose product is annotated as interleukin 17F. Gene Ontology annotation, biological process: inflammatory response. The record is from RefSeq and is a predicted model, not a curated record. NCBI's taxonomy places the organism in Eukaryota, Metazoa, Chordata, Mammalia, Carnivora, Otariidae. Gene Ontology annotation, cellular component: extracellular region. Gene Ontology annotation, molecular function: cytokine activity.